Molecule: messenger RNA, 2661 nt
Organism: Alternaria infectoria
Lineage: Eukaryota; Fungi; Ascomycota; Dothideomycetes; Pleosporales; Pleosporaceae
Exons: 2
Coding region: 1-2661 (886 amino acids)
Source: RefSeq, a predicted model, not a curated record
AUGCAGACCAGCGACAGAGAAUUGGCGGGGCUGAAUGGGCACUAUUUCGACUCUUCGAAAUAUGGGAUCCCAAUGAGACAGCACAGGUAUGCUGGGAUGAAACCUCACGCUGAUCUAUGUCUGACUCAGCUACAGAAACUCCAGCCCUUCUUCCCGCCACUCGAACCACUCCAAUCGUUAAACCUCCGCGCUGCGCUAUACCGAUGUCUGAACGAAUUGAAGAAGAACGGCGCUUUGGGAAGAGAGUCAGUUCUUAGGAAAACAAUGCUUGACGAGUGCAAAGGCGAGAAGUUCUACGAGAUACUGGCUAUAUUUUCGAAUGUCGUACUCAAAAAGGUUCUUGCAGCGCAAGACGGAGGUGACAGAGAUGCCGUUGUCGCAAGAAAACUGGCGACAGCGUCAACACUCUCAAUUGAACAGCAACGGUCAUUACUGCCCCUAGCUAUCGCACAUAAGGCAGCGCUCGUCAACGUGCUGAGACAGAAAGAAGAGAAGAGGCUGAAGUACAUGGAAUUCCAUGGUCUUCUGAACAAAAAGGCAGCAGAUAUCCGGGGUCGCAUACGCAAAUGCAAAGAUACCCCUCGAGCGCAAAAGCCAGCGAUACCACAGAAAGAAGCCAAUGCCAUCAAGAAACAGCUCAAGGACAACUGGGUUGGCAACCAACAGUGGCUCGACGUAAUGCUACGCGGCGAAAGCGUACAGGCGGACGAUGCGUUCCUAAACAGCCGUUUCGACAAAGUUUUGCAUAUGGUGGAAAAAGGCAGAAAACUAGAAGACGUCGCACCUGAGACUGGAUUACUGGAGAAUCUGCAAGCAAGAGUGCAAGAGCAACAGGAGAGGUUACAAAAGUGGAAGGCUUUCCAUGCUGAGCUACAAAACGACGAGUCAGGGAAGGAAACAUCAGGAAGCGGACAGACUACGGCGCCAGUAAAGGAGUUCCACUUCGAUGACCACUCGCAAUAUCAAUUGCCGUCGUCGAAGCACACCGCAGAAUCUGCGAGUGUAAAGCGGCCGACUAUGCGAACAGAGUUCCAAGACAUCCUGUCUGAUAUGGACAGUGAGCUGGCGCGAGCCGCCAAAUUCAGGGCUAGUACUGCAUCCACAAUUAUACAUCAUAGAAGUACCUCGACGGCAAAGACUGCUCGCCCACCACUUCUCACAAGGAAAUCUACUCAGACGGAGACGAUACGCAAAGCACCAGUGAUUCCAGCUAAGCCUGUCAAAUUACAGUCACCAUCAAGACCAAGCUCGUUAGAACAUGUCCCGGUCUUACCCAGACCAUCUCGGCACGUUCCGACAACUGCCACACCAAUCGACUCAGAUGCCACACUAAUUGGUCAAUCAUCUGCGUCGAGUAGGGCUACGACCCAGCACGACGCGUCACCGACGGAGACUGAUAACGAGCGCACACCAGUACUGGAGACUAGAUCUGCUGUUUCCGAGCCCGUCGUCGAUAACUCAUCGUCUGAAGCUGCCAAGACACUUACUAAUUUCUCAGAGCAAAAAACAGACCUCUCUCCCGAAAAGCUACUUGAGCCAUCGCCAGAAUACCCCUCUGAACCACCAAUCCCAACGUUCGAUCCCCCAGAACUCAAUGCUGAAGAAGCACUUGCCGACCAGAUCAUCAACUCCAUCGGUAAUGCGACCCCAUCUCCGAUCAAGAAACCUCAACCACGUAUGUCCCUUUCGCUCAUCGAACGCACACGCAUGACAAUGGCACGGACAAACUCUUUCGAACCUGUUCCAGAGUCACCUGAUCUCCCGUUGCCAUCUAUGGGACCACCACCUAUCCCUUCUAUCACUGGAGAUGAAGACGGCGACCGACGCGCAACACUGGCCGAACGAACCCGGCUCACCAUGGAAGCCAUGCAAUCCAACCCCCGCCCCACCGCCACAGCAAAGAAGGAACAGCGUAAAUCUAGCCGAUCAUCACUCUUCCCCGUCAACCAAUUCGAUACACCACGGAAUCGCAAAUCCUUCGAACUCCUAGAACAAGCAAAGCUCGAGAGCAUCGAGCGUACACCCACCGAGCAACUAUUCAGUGACGAAGUGGAUUACGAUAGGGUGUUCAAGUCAAGACCGAAGAUUGCCACAAGUCCGGUCUGGAGUCCUGAAGGCGGCGUUGGUGGUCAGGAAGAGUUUGGAAGUGACGGUGAAGAUGUGGAUGGUGUUACGGGUAUAGACCUGGGAGAUGUGGAUCAGGACGAUGAUGGAGAGGAUAGGUUUAAGGAGAGUUGGAUGGAUAGUCCUAGUCAUAAGAAGGGGGUGAGGAGUAUGAGAUCGGCUGGUGAAAGACAAGCCGACUACUACUUCGCAGCAAACUCGAAGGCCUAUGCUCAAGCAGUGGAGGGCGAUGUCUACGCUUUGAUAAAGAGCGGCACCAGUGUGAACCAGCCGUAUCCUGGAAAAGGCUCAAAUUGGUGGACCUUUGAACUUCCAGAACUCACCCGUAACGCCCGCGUGGACAGUAUCAAAGCGGUACCUAUCAACAGAGACGAUCGUAUGCCAUUGGGAGAAGACUAUGAGCGUUUCGAAUUGGGCGACGAAAAGGUGAUCUGGAGGAGAGGCGAUGAACCGAUUGGUUUCCCAGCAGAUGAGAUGCAUGGCGUCGCGAGGCCCGGUGAGCCAUGGGAGACUCUCCCGGAUGUGGAGAUCUCCUAA